Molecule: messenger RNA, 345 nt
Organism: Parnassius apollo (apollo)
Lineage: Eukaryota; Metazoa; Arthropoda; Insecta; Lepidoptera; Papilionidae
Source: the annotation of a GenBank genome assembly
AUGUAUCUCAACUAUUCAAACUGCUGUAGUACUGAAGUUCAGAAAAAUUCAGGCAGAAGUUUGAACGAAGAUCAAGUUAUACAAUUGCUGGGCGAUGUAAACUUCUCCGACAUCGAAGAUUUUGAGGACGACGACGAUGAAAUCCAACCCAGCACUUUCGAAAAUCUUCAGUUGGAUGAUCCAGAGCCUGAACCACAGCCGUCUGUAGCACCGGAGCCGAAACCGAUGCAAGAUACUCCUGGACCAUCACAACUAACUCCGCGCCCUCGAUCUUUACGGCCACCUUCUCGAAAGAGAGUUUGGAAGCAGAAAAUUUUGUAUCAUGUUGCCAAAGGCACGAAUUAA